Ilex paraguariensis (yerba mate) is the source of this 1313-nucleotide messenger RNA. Lineage: Eukaryota; Viridiplantae; Streptophyta; Magnoliopsida; Aquifoliales; Aquifoliaceae. The record is from the annotation of a GenBank genome assembly.
AUGGGAACAAUGCUACACCAUCUAACGUCUUUCUCAAGCGAUGAUUAUCCAUCUCACUCAGGCCACCUUCACCCAGAGUCGACCACCCUAUAUUCCCAGCCAAGCCUUUCAUCAAUUCCUUCUCUCACGUCACAAACCGAUCACCAACAGCAGCACCUUCCAACUACCAACCACCACUGCAUUGCUACCCUAAAAGGCCACAACGCCUACAUAUCCUCUCUUACCCUUGACGGAAAGUACCUAUACACUGGCUCUUCUGACAGAGAAAUCCGAUUGUGGAAGCGCAACACAAUGAACUCCCAACUCAAUCAGGACAAUCUAACUGACAAGAUAGUGAUUGCAGGAAAGGGAGCAGUGAAGUCCCUAGUAGUUUUAGCUGAUAAAAUUAUCAGCGCUCAUCAAGAUCACAAAAUCCGAGUCUGGAAAACAGAUAACAGUGAGAACCAUCACCAGAAGUUCACGCACUUGGCUACACUUCCAACACUUAGUGACCGCGCCUUUAAACUUUUAACACCUAACAACCAUGUUCAGGUUCGACGCCACAAGAAAUGCACAUGGGUCCAUCACGUGGACGCCGUAUCAGCACUCGCCUUGUCAAGUGAUGAGUCCCUCCUCUACUCCGUUUCAUGGGAUAGGACACUCAAAAUUUGGCAGACAACUAACUUCAAAUGUUUGGAGUCAGUAGGUAAUGCACAUGAUGAUGCAAUAAACGCGAUAGCAUUAUCUGAUGAUGGACUUGUUUAUACAGGAUCAGCUGACAAGAAAAUCAAGGUAUGGAGGAAAAGCUCAGGAGAGAAGAAACAUUCUCUAGUUGCUACACUUGAGAAACAUAAUUCUGGGAUCAAUGCACUAGCACUAAGCACUGAUGCAUCUGUGUUGUACUCUGGUGCAUGUGACAGAUCGAUACUGGUUUGGGAGAAGGAUGACAGUGGCAGUAUGGUGGCUGUUGGUGCACUUAGAGGGCAUGCCAAGUCCAUAUUGUGCUUGGCUGUGGUGUCAGAUUUAGUGUGCAGCGGUUCAGCUGAUAAAACAGUAAGAAUUUGGAGAGGGAUUGAGAGAUCCUACUCUUGCUUGGCAGUAUUGAAAGGGCACAAAAGCCCGGUCAAAUGCUUGACCAUGGCAAGUGAUCAUUGCAAUCAACCUGAUACAACAUCUUCAUAUGUCCUCUACAGUUCAAGUUUGGACAGUGAUAUCAAGGUCUGGCAGAUUUUGGUCCCUCCUCUCUAAGGAAUGAGCUUUUUCUUGUUCUUCAUUUUUAGGUUCAAGUACAAAAGGGCAGGAGAAAUAUUUUUCAUUUUCUAUUUGCUUGCGUG